Molecule: messenger RNA, 1248 nt
Organism: Aricia agestis (brown argus)
Lineage: Eukaryota; Metazoa; Arthropoda; Insecta; Lepidoptera; Lycaenidae
Gene: CIA30
Product: complex I intermediate-associated protein 30, mitochondrial
Exons: 5
Coding region: 234-1160 (308 amino acids)
Biological process (GO): mitochondrial respiratory chain complex I assembly; mitochondrial electron transport, NADH to ubiquinone
Cellular component (GO): mitochondrion
Source: RefSeq, a predicted model, not a curated record
UUCUCGUCAAAUUAAUUACCAAAAUAAGAUUAGGGUUAGGAGAUAGUUAAGAGCUACGAAUACGGAAUAAUAAAAUUAUUCGUAGGUUAGGACUUAACUGGUCGAGAACUACUAGUUUUGUUUCAGCUUGGUUUCAGAUCCAUAAAAUGCUUGUUUCAACUUUUUUGUACUAGUAUAAUAUAUCAACGAUUUAUUAUUGAAUAGUGAAGACUACAAAUUGCAAUUUUUUUAUAAUGGUAUUGCUUAGAAGCAAACAGUUGUAUUUAAUUUUCAACUUCAAACAAUGUUCACAAAGUAUAUGCAGGGGCAAUAAAAAACUCCUAGAUGUGCCUAAGUAUACUGUACAUAAUAUAACAGAACGGUAUUUAUUUUGGGAAAGAGAUAGAAAAGGUGGAUAUAACACUAGCAAAAAAUUGGGAUUAGUACAAAGUAUUAAAGAAGGAAUUAAAGAACUUAAAUCAGAAAUAAAGUUGUUCAGCGAAGAAAUGAAGGAUUAUGCAAAAACUGAUCCACUGACUAUUGCUCGUCCAGGCGAAACAGAUAUAUUAUGGUGUUUUAAUGAGCCUAAAGUCUUGGAUAAAUUUGUCACCACUUGCGACAGUGACCACAAUCAGGGAUACAGUUCGUGUGGUUUCAACAUGAGUCCUGCUGGGCGGGGUCUUUUUCAUGGUUACCUCGACACCAGAGUUCCUAAGGAUGGACGGAUAAAGAAGGCAGGAUAUUGUGCUAUACGCUCCAAGAGAGUCAGGAAAUCUUUUAAAAGGGAAUCCACCUAUAACUGGCAUUUGUAUAACACUUUAGUGUUAAAAGUGCGGGGUGAUGGCAGAUCAUACUUACUCAACUUGUCCUGUGAAGGCUACUACGACAUAACAUGGAACGACAUCUACCAUUACGUCCUUUACACGAGGGGUGGGCCAUAUUGGCAAAUUGCUAAGAUUCCAUUUUCGAAAUUUAUACUGGGAUCAAAAGGGCGCGUGCAAGAUAAACAAAACAGAAUACGGCUGGAUAAGGUUACUCACUUCGGUAUAUCUUGUGGCGAUAAAAUCGAUGGUGUAUUUAAUUUAGAAAUCGAAUAUGUUGGUUUGGAGAUUGAUCCGACACAUGAUGAAGAUUUUGCCUAUGAAAUGUACAAAACAGACAGAUAUAUAGUCGGAGUUUAAAGCUUGUUUGUUUUAAUGGAUUGUAAGUACUUAGGUAUUGAAUAGCGCAGUUAAUGAAAUAAAUAAAAAUAAAAAGCUUUGAAAAUUA